Molecule: messenger RNA, 1017 nt
Organism: Telopea speciosissima
Lineage: Eukaryota; Viridiplantae; Streptophyta; Magnoliopsida; Proteales; Proteaceae
Exons: 2
Coding region: 7-870 (287 amino acids)
Cellular component (GO): plasma membrane
Molecular function (GO): electron transfer activity
Source: RefSeq, a predicted model, not a curated record
UGGGAAAUGAACAAACCUGGAAAACAGAGAAAGGAAAACAGUUUUGUAAUUCUGAAGAAGAGUAAGGUUACGUUGAAGAAAAGCUGGCAGUAUCUUCACUUCACUCUCUUUAAGCUUCAAAGGGGCCAAUCUCCACCUCCAACUUCUCUGACCGAAAAAGAAAAGAUGGAGGAGAGAAGAAUUCACAUUUCAAUCAUCACAUUCUUCUUCCUCUUCUGUCUCCUUCUCUCUUUUUCUGGUUCUGUUCAAGCUUACAAGAAUUACACUGUUGGUGAUUCUUUGGGUUGGUAUGAUAAACUUCAAAAUCCCAAAGUGGAUUACCAGAAAUGGGUUGCGGGCAAGAACUUCAGCUUGGGAGAUUUCCUCAUUUUCAACACUGAUAGUAAUCACUCCAUUGUCCAAACAUAUAAUGUCACAACAUACAAGCAAUGUGAUUACUAUGAUGCUGAAUUAGAUGAUACCACAGAAUGGUCAGCUGCAGAUCCAAAUGCAACCAACCCCCAACCAGUCACAGUAGCUAUUCCUCUUGUUAAAGAAGGAAUGACAUACUUUUUUUCCGGCGAUUACGACGGCGAGCAAUGUGAUAAUGGUCAACAUUUCAAGAUUAAUGUGACCCAUGGCCAAGGAUUGCCACCAAGUCUCAAGAACCCAUCAAUGGAUUCACCAGGUCCAGCAAGCCCUGAUAUGAACAAUGCAGAUUCAGCACCAGAUACAGUUGUACCUUCAAAUUUUAAUAAUCCCAAUGAGGAAGGGGGUAGUGAUGUUAAGCAGGAAUCAGGAUCUGUUUCCUUAUCAAUGUUUCUAAGGCAAGUCGGUUGGAGAUUGAAUGGGAUUUUGAUGCUUUUAGGGUUAGUUUGUGUCUAUGCAUGAUUUGUUUUCUUCUAUAUAUAUAUAUAUUUUAUAUUACUUGUGUAAUUCAUUUAAUUUGUUGUUCUAUGAUUUGAAGAUUUGAUAUGUUCUUGUAAAAGGAAUAGAUCACCACUUAUAUCAAUCAAAAGGUUAUAGAUUGCAGUACAA